Molecule: messenger RNA, 1374 nt
Organism: Penicillium salamii
Lineage: Eukaryota; Fungi; Ascomycota; Eurotiomycetes; Eurotiales; Aspergillaceae
Source: the annotation of a GenBank genome assembly
AUGACUUCCUUGCCAAUCAGGAUGGCGGCCGUAAGAAAGCCAAAAGGCUUGACGGACCUCCCUCUCGAAAUGCUAUGGAAGAUUUCCGAGAAUCUAUCAUCGGCAGACAUUGCUUGUCUCGCCCUAACAAACCGUCAACUCCUGUCUUCCUUUGUUGAUACUGCUUUUGAGAACUUUCAAUCCUACCGCACCCCUCCAGACCGCGAUACCAGUCCAGACCACCAUUGCUUCGACGAAAUUCGUCUAAAUCCGCAAUCACGCCCCCCUGUCAAUAGAUCCCGGGAUAACGCACGCGUUGAUUUGCUAUCUCGAAUUUCCCGCGACCAACCGAACUACUAUCUAUGCUUCGACUGCCUUCAGCUCCAUUUCUGGAAAAGGGUCGAGCGGCUCACAUGGGAAAAUGUCAAGUUCACCCACGACACACAUGGCUUGAGUCCCCUCGAUCUGCGCCUUCAACAACCUCUGGCUAUCUCUCACUACCCGACUGAUUCCCUCCACGAGUUACAUUUCGCGCAUUUGCAGCUUGUCAUGAGAAGAUUUUAUCAUGGGCCCGAAGCCGAACGCUCGCGAUUAUUCCUGCACCUGACUGAAAACAAAUCGGAAGGAAAGACCGGGAAAGAUCUAAAGAUGACUCUAUUCUCUGUGGAGGGUCGGAUUUGCACCACGCCUCCGAGUCUAUACAUACGGACCCAAGGAAUAGCGGUAGUCCCACGAAAAUACCUAGAAAGAUAUUUCAUACAAAUGAGGUGGUGGGACUGCGAUAUCGCACAAUUUUACGUCUGCAUGGAUGUUCCAACUCAGUCGUCCAAAUUCGAAGAGCAUUUUGAAUCUUUGAUUCGCCGUCAUUGUUCUGCCCCUCACCCAUAUGUUGCCGACAAAGGGACUUGUGAUGCAUGCAAAAAAAGUUGGCUGUUUGAGAUUCGACCCAUGGAAGAAACGAAUGUGAGCCUCACUCUCACCGUGUGGACAGACCUGGGGCCAGGUCUCGCCACGAAUGACACCCAUUGGGACUCUCAUCUUUGUGGUUGGACUGAGGAGGCUGCGGCACAACAUAGAAUGGUGGACCCCCGCAAACGGUUUGAGAGGCAUUCCGUCCAACCUGAGUCUCCAAAUGCUUUGUGUGUGGAUCAAAUUUAUUGCAGGAAUAUCCGUCUAUUGAAAGAGGAGAGACAUCGAGAGGAGUCAUCUCGAUCUUUGACAGAUUACGGGAGGCCCGGAGUGUACAUGUUGCACGGGGAUCCUUCGAAAAACCCACGUCACUCUCGGAGGAUAUUCGCAACCCAUACUGACGAGAUUUCUGACUCCAGGAAAAAAGCCAGUCUCCAAGAAGAUCCCUACUUGGAUCUAUCUAAGCUACGGCGUUUCGAGAUGUAA